AUAUUUUUAUGGCACUGUGUGCUGUUCAUAUACUUUGGUACUCUUCGCAUAAAGAUCAUAAUGGAACAAGGUUGGAAGAAUCGUCAUGUGGGUGCAACUCUGAUGAAUGCGGACAGUAGUCGGUCGCAUUCAAUAUUCACUAUCUAUCUGGAGAUGGCAACUUUGAACAAGGUUACCGGCUCAGAGCAUCUGAGAGCGGGAAAACUUAAUCUUGUUGAUUUGGCUGGAUCUGAAAGGCAGUCUAAGACAGGUGCCACUGGCGAUCGACUAAAGGAAGCCACCAAAAUUAAUCUCAGUCUCUCCGCUCUUGGAAAUGUCAUUUCAGCUCUUGUGGACGCAAAUGCGAGACAUGUACCCUACCGAGACAGCAAGUUGACACGGCUUCUUCAGGACUCUUUAGGGGGGAACACAAAGACUCUGAUGAUCGCGUGUCUUUCACCAGCAGAUAAUAAUUACGAUGAGACUCUAAGUACCCUGCGUUACGCCAAUCGCGCCAAAAAUAUCAAGAACAAACCAGUUAUCAAUGAGGACCCUAAAGAUGCUCUUUUGCGCCAAUAUCAGGAAGAAAUCGCUCGACUCAAGGCCAUGUUGGAAGGAAACAUAUCUCUUAAUCAGUUUCCCAUCAAAUCUGCUAGGACCGAAGUUACUCGUCCUUCUCUUCUGGAGCUAGAAGAGUUCUCGAGGGAGAAGAAAAAAAUUGAGGAGGCAGGUCUAUUCCUUCUACCCUUUUUCCGCCGUCGUAUAAUUCUGUUUCGUAAUUGGAAGUGCUACCAUAAUCAAGAUUAUGAGAGGCGAUUGCGAGAUAAGGAAGCUUUGUAUGCAGCAGAGGCUGCCAACGCAGCGAAGCUGCAGGAGGAGGUAGCGAAACUCAAAGACCUCUACGACACGAAUCUUCGGCGGCUGGAAGAGAAGUACUGUGGCUGUACCACCCAAAGCGAUGAGCCUGGGGGACUCCCAGCGUUGCGGCUUGACAAGAUUUCAUCGACAUCCGAGUGUUCAUCAGGUUUGCUCAUCCUCUUCUCGAGUUCGGCGUUGGUUCUCUCUCUCUUACUACAGGAUGGUGUAGACGCUCCGUGGUUGCCUUUGGGCUCAGGAAUGAUGCGUGAAGGCGGGCUGGCCUCAGGGACCUAUCGCUUGGCAGCACCGAUGGCUACAAUGGCAGCAGAGAUAGAAGAGGCAGAAGUAGAGGCGGAAGGAGUGGAGGUAGAGGGACACCCGCAGUUCGCCAUCCACCUUUCCACCACUUCUCUCCUCGGUGUAACAACUCCUCUCGACGGCAUUUCUCGUGAAUACGACAAACUUACCAAGGAGGAGUUACUCCGCAGAUUGCAUCUACUGGAGGCGGAUAUCGUUGGGGGAGAAGAGGCUAACAACGUGGAGGUACGGGAACGCCGUUCGCAUCGGCGUCGCCACGCAGAGGAACGCCGCCGUCUCCUAGCUGAGGCCAACGCCAACCUUGAUAACUCCGCUGACGAUGAUGGGAUCAUGCUCGACAUUUACGAGAGCAUUCAAGAUGAACUGAGGCACAAGUGCAGACUUCUUCAACGGGAAAGGCAAAAGACCAGUUCUCUCGAAAUUGAGAUCGGAGAUCUGCAGCGUGAAUUUGAGCUAGAUCGCGAAGACUACCUCGAGUCCAUCCGCAAACAGAAUAAGCAAAUCAGCCUACUCCAGGCCAUUCUGAACAAAGUCCAACCCUGUAUUCGCAAAGAUAGCAAUUACGCUAAUCUUGAAAAAAUUAAAAAGCAAGCUUGGUAA
Hydatigera taeniaeformis is the source of this 1755-nucleotide messenger RNA. The record is from the annotation of a GenBank genome assembly. NCBI's taxonomy places the organism in Eukaryota, Metazoa, Platyhelminthes, Cestoda, Cyclophyllidea, Taeniidae.